GCGGCGCGCUCCACGUGGCGCGCGCUGCCCCGCCCCGCCCCCACGCUGCGCGGCGCGCCGCGCGCGCCGGGAAUCCACGAUUUCCUCAGAUUUGUAGCGCUAAUGCUGAGGAAAGGUGAAAUAGGGUACCAAGGUGCCUCAGCUGGAGGAACUAAAGGGUGGGAGGCUGAGGGACGCUGUGAAACAGAACUGCCGGGAGAGGAGGGGGCAGGUUUCUGGGCGGCGCUAAGUCCAGGAGGGGGCGCGGUCACCGCUGAGGCGUCCCCCUCACCCAGGGUGAAGAAGCUCCCCUGGAUUUGUUGUCCUCAGGACCUCCAGACAUGUCCGAGGUGAAGAGCCGGAAGAAGUCGGGACCCAAGGGAGCCCCCUCGGAGCCCGGGAGGCGGAGUGAGGGCGGAAAGACCCCCGAGGCCCGGGGCGGUGGAGGCGGGAGCUGGGCGGACCCCCGGACCGGCAUGACCCUGCUGUCGCUGGGAACGUGCCUGGGCCUGGCCUGGUUUGUAUUUCAGCAGUCAGAAAAGUUUGCAAAGGUGGAAAGCCAAUACCAGUUACUGAAAAUAGAAACCAACAAGUUCCAAGGACUGCAAAGUAAAAUCAGUUUAAUUUCAGAAAAGCUUGAGUCUACUGAAAGUAUCCUACAGGAAGCAACAUCAUCCAUGUCCUUGGUGACCCAGUUUGAGCAGGAAGUAUCCAGCCUCCAAAGUAUCGUGCAUGACAUUCAAAAUAGUGAAGAGUUGCUCACCCAAAAGAUGCAAAGCCUUAAUGAGAAGUUUCAGAAUGUUUCAGAUCUCUGGAAAAGAAGCCUAGAAGAAAUGAAUGUUAAUACAGACACUUUCAAAUCAGAAUCAAAAUACAUACAUUCUCAAGUUACUGUCCAAAUUAACUCAGCUGAACAAGAAAUAAAAUUGCUCACUGAAAGGCUAAAAGAUUUGGAAGAUAGCACACUAAGAAAUAUUAGAACAGUAAAAAGACAAGAAGAAGAGGAUCUUCUGCGAGUAGAAGAGCAGCUUGGCUCUGAUACAAAGGCAGUUGAAAAGUUAGAAGAGGAACAGCAUGCUUUCUUUGCCAGAGAUGAAGACCUGACUCAUAAAAUUUCCAGUUAUGAACCCAAAGUUGAAGAAUGCAAGACACAUUUGCCAGCAAUUGAAAGUGCUGUUCGCUCUGUUCUCAGGGUAUCUCAGGAUCUGAUAGGGACAGAAAAAAAAGUAGAAGACUUGACUACUCAGAUGUUUAACAUGGAAGAUGAUAUGCUGAAAGCAGUAUCUGAAAUAAUGGAGAUGCAGAAAACCCUUGAAGGAAUUCAGUAUGAUAAUAGCAUAUUAAAGAUGCAAAAUGAACUGGAUGUUCUAAAAGGAAAAGUCCAUGAUUUUAUGGUAUAUUCAAAUAUGAGAGAAAAGGGAACUUCAGAAGAAUAUAAUCUAGAAAAUGAAGGAAUUGAUAGUGAUUUUUAAAUGCACUGCAUUUAUUCUGAUGACGAUAUUGUUAUACAUGAACUUAUUAGUUCCAUGCUUUUGUGUUAUUUUGAUAUGCCUCACUUUAUCCUACAUUACUGGAAAAUAAGUGAGAUAUUUACACACUUGGAUUAUCCAAAUAAACAAAGCCUACCCUUUUAAGCAACAAAAUUUAUUUCAUAUUAGCCUUUUUAAAUAGAAAUAUUUCCAAAAUAAUUUCUCCACUUUUUUAAAGCAAUAUACUUAAUAUUUUUUAAUGUUUUUCUAAUAAUUAAUGGGCAUUACUAUGAAUUUCACCUAUUAUAUGGGACCCAAAUAUAUUAACAUUGCUAGAAGCUAUUGAGAAGUAUUUCCCUUCUCACUAAAUGACCCUAGUUUGCUGUAUUUUCAAAUCUUAUGUCUAUUUCUUAGACCUUUUUUGUCACCAAAAGAUGCAACCCAUUGGCCCAUUGUUAAUAUCAGGUUGGGUUAUAAUGUGCCUGCCCUAACCAGUUCUGCAUUUCAUUUGUAAUUUACUGCAGGCCAACAUCCAGACCACCAAGUUCAUAGGGAAUUUGUCUAAAAGCAAAACUAAGAUGCCCGAGGGGGAACUUAAGGUGCUUUGCUAUGAGUUAAUAUGUGCUCUUUGAAAACUAUAGAGCCUGGGAAACAGUUUUACUUUUUAUUAAGGUUCUAAAGUGUGUUACAGAUACUUGUAAGAAUUUUUAAAUAAGAGUAAAUAUGGGGGUGCUUGACUGGCUCAGUCCAUAGAGUAUGCAACUCUUGAU
Molecule: messenger RNA, 2218 nt
Organism: Hyaena hyaena (striped hyena)
Lineage: Eukaryota; Metazoa; Chordata; Mammalia; Carnivora; Hyaenidae
Gene: IKBIP
Product: IKBKB interacting protein
Exons: 3
Coding region: 321-1451 (376 amino acids)
Source: RefSeq, a predicted model, not a curated record